CGGUUUGCGGUAGUCUGCCUGCAUGGAUGACAGACGACACUGGGUUCAACAAGAGAAUAGGGAAUAAUAGACAUACUGCGCGUAGACCAUUUGGAUUGCGUGACUGCGAUCUCGAUCCCUAGUUUUCCAGCCAACCAUUUGUUCAUUUUCAUUUACUGUAUACUGUUUUGGAUUUAAAGAAGCUUGUGCUAAAGUUUGCGGGCUAACAAUGAUAUUGGUCAGUUAGCAAACCGGGGAGAUAAUCUGAGGUCCAGACGGGAGAGGCUUCGUGAACUGGGGGCGAUAGCAGUCACGCCCUAAUCCAGGGAUACCCAUCCAACCCAAACUAUGUCCUUCAACCAACACAAAGUGUCAUACAUGGAUCAUUUGUAGGUUUAUCGACUGUAGCAUAACGCCUGAAAGGAGUUCUGGAGGAGAUCAUCAUCACAGCCUCUCGACCUCUACCACCAUGAAUUCCCCUGUAUAUACAUUUGUGACCCGGGACGACAACAGUACAGUUUAUGCAGAAGUUGCGAAAAUACUUGUUUCGACUGGACACUGGAAGAGAUUGAAACGAGACAAUCCCAGAUUUAACCUGAUCCUUGGGGAACGGAACAGGUUACCAUUUGGACGCCUAGGUCACGAACCCGGACUGGUGCAACUGGUCAACUAUUAUAGAGGUGCUGAUAAACUCUGCAGAAAAGCAUCACUUGUGAAACUGAUAAAGACCAGCCCAGAGCUGUCGGACGCCUCAACCUGGUUGCCUGAGUCCUACAUCAUCUAUCCCACCAACCUCAACACCCCUGUGGCCCCGGCUAAGAACGGCAUCAGCCACCUGAAGAGCAACCCCAAGACGGAUGAGCGCGAGGUGUUCCUGGCCUCCUACCACGCCAGGAAAGAGAGCGGAGACGGGACGGUGUGGAUCGCCAAGUCAUCCGCCGGAGCCAAAGGUGCUGGUAUUUUGAUAUCCAGUGAUGCGAAUCAGUUACUGGAGUACAUUGAUAAUCAGGGGCAGGUCCACAUCAUUCAGAAGUACCUGGAGAAACCCCUCCUGCUCGAGCCUGGCCAUCGCAAGUUUGACAUCAGGAGCUGGGUGCUCGUGGACAGCCAGUACAACAUCUACCUGUACCGGGAGGGCGUGCUGCGCACCUCCUCGGACCCGUACAACAGCGCCGACCUGGACGACAUGACCAGCCACCUGACCAACCACUGCAUCCAGAAGGAGCACUCGCAGAACUACGGGCGCUACGAGGAGGGCAACGAGAUGUUCUUCGACGAGUUCCGCCAGUACCUGCUGAGCGCCCACCACGUCACCCUGGAGACCGCCAUCUUACCUCAGAUCAAGCAGAUCAUCAAGAGCUGCCUGUCGUGCGUGGAGCCUUCCAUCACCACCAAGCACCUGUCCUACCAGAGCUUCCAGCUGUUUGGCUUCGACUUCAUGGUGGACACCAGCUUCAGGGUGUGGCUGAUAGAGAUCAACGGAGCACCGGCCUGCGCACAGAAGCUGUACCCGGAGCUCUGCCAAGGCAUCGUAGACGUGGCGAUCUCCAGCGUUUUCAACCUCAACAGCGGCAGCGACUCCGCCUCCUCUUCUGGCUCCUCCUCUGGCUCCUCCUCCUCUGGCUCCUCCUCCUCUGGCUCCUCCUCCUCUGGCUCCUCCUCUUCCUCCACCCCAUACUCCUCCUCACCGUCCUUCUCCACCAUCACCCCUGGCUCAUGCUCCUCCCCCAAGCUGAGAGGGCCCCUUCACGUGGGACCCUUCACCAGACUGUAGGCACACCCCCCCCCCCCCCCGAGCUCGGUGACUCCCCCAUGCUUCGUCUCAUGCUGUCCUAGGGCUGCUCGAUUAUGGAUAAAAAUCAUAGUCACGAUUAUUUUGGUCAAUAUUGAAAUCACGAUUAUUCAAACGAUAAUUUGUUUGAGUUUGAAAAAAUGAUAUAUUUAUUCAGCAUGUCCCUCUCAAGAACUUUGAAAUUUCGCCUUAAAAAAAUACACAAAAUGGUCCAAAAGAAAAUGUUAAAAUCUAAAAUAAUGUACAGAUAGCUGUUCUGCACUUUCUUUCGAAAACUCGAUUAUGUUAAUUUUCUGAUCGUUUGACGCUAAAAUCAAAAUCGAGAUCGAAAUUCGAUUAAUCGCCCAGCCCUAUGCUGCCCCACACAGAAGGCUGUGGGUGUGCCAUGCCCCACGCGCCCUCAAUACACACCUAGCCCUCACAGGGUGGGGUGUGUAUUGAGUAUUGGGGAGGGUUUUGGGGAGGGUUUUGCAGUAUGCAGGCAGGGGUUUCAGCCCCUGCCUGCAUAAUGUGUUACAUGAUCAUGAAUGUGUUCUCCACUCCCAGGACGUGGGGACGGGGGGAAGUGAAUAAAAGACUUGGAUGUAAAUAUUGAAAGUGAAGAUGGAGGAGGAGGCAAGUGACGAGAUGGAUAAUAAUUGAAGGAUGAGUUUUAGAAAAGUGUGGUGCAGCCCGCCACCGCCCAUGCUUCCGUUGGAUGGAUAAGGAUGGACAAACGUUGGGCGAAGAUGGAAACCGAUAAUGGAUAAGUCAGAAGAACUGCAGUGCCUUUUGUGAAUCCCCAAGCCCCCACUCCCUUUAAAAGAAUCAGUCAAGUCUUUGUGUUCCCGUCGGCCUCGGCAGUAAUGAAUCGGGAAGGGAAAGUCGGGGAGGAUUGAUGUCUUUCUGGUUUGCUGAACAGAUGAUGAUCGAAGUCCUAAUGAGGUCUAUUGAGGUUUUACCCUGGAGGAGUUUGUUGAAACCUUCAGUCCUUCCUCUCGCUGCAAAUGGCCCGCUGCCAAGGUUUGACGGAGAAACACACAAGUUCAAAAUCCAAAUCAAGUAUAGUGCAGUCCCGAAUUCCUCUAUGCUGGUUGUGUGAAUGCUGCAGAAUCAGAUUACUUAAUGUUGGAAGGGUAGAAGGAGUGUGGAAGUGAGUUAGUAUUGUGUUUUCAUUUUCACACGCACGCAUCCUUGCACCUGCUUAGCUGAGCUCUGGGUAGGACACUAGACGGCUGUUCUGUCACAGGUAGUAAAACUACUUUACCACAUAGUCUCCUGCUGGUGAAAGCAUUGCUUCAGUACAAUAAUCCUAUCAUAUUUGAUACGGCUAGUGUAAAUCUAUGUUUUUCUAUUGCAAAAAAAGUACACCUAAACUAUCAAAAUCAACGAUUAUGGAAAGCAUUGACACUUUUUAUCGUUUCUUUAGGUUUUUUGGCACUAAGAAUAACUUGAUUUAAUGCUAGCCUAUUUCUUUAAAAUGUAACAUGAUUAAUGGUUAUCAUUUCUUACUCUUUAUAAAUGCAAAUCAUGUACUUACAAAAUGCUUCUUAAAAAUGAAUUUAUUUAAAGAACAGGAAAAAGAAAAUUCUGUUUGGAAGAAUUCAAGUGUAUAGAGCUUGUACAUCGCAUCACAAUGAUUCAAUGAAUGCGUUUUAUUGGACAGUGUGAGCUGUCAGUUGAUGGGGGUGCAUGACUAGAGUGUCCCGACAAAACAAGCUACUCCUAUUUACGGUAUAUAUUUAUGUUGGUUUAUGAUCGUACAGUACUGCAACACUCUUGAGCCCUCUCAAUAUGACAACAAAAACAUCCCAUGAUGCAUUAUGAUGUACAAGCCCUAUACAGACCAAUGCAGUUUAUCAGUGUCUGUAUACUUUUCCAAUACUUCUAAGUUUCAACCGUUUUUGAUUUGUCUUCACCAAAGAUGAACCUUCACUGUUCAAGCUUCAAGCCUAGGGGAACUCAAUUACCUGGCUCAUUAACCUCAUAUCACUGCCAUUUCACCUUGUUAAUUUAAUACAUUGUUUUUGUACUUAUUUUGCUACACUAUAGCGUAAACAGUAUUAUCGUAUUUGCCUGGUUUUUAGCAAUGUCUUGAGAAAAACACAAAAAAACAUGAAUUUUCUACUUGAUUUGUGUGACUUUUGUACAUUUAUUUUAGUAUUUGCAAUAAAGAUCCACUGGUCUUUCCUUAGCUCUUCAGCCCAAAAGUGUCCCUCAUGUUCCAAUGUAUUUUUUUGUUUAGUCCAGCGUCAGCAAUGGCAUACACAGAUCCACUUUCACAGUACUCUCCCAGCCUGUAUAUGGACAUUAUUUAUGUUUUUAUUUACUGUGUGCUGGUGUUUACAUGUUGACUGAGAAAUGAAGAAAUGCAGCCAUGAAGCAAAACACCAGUGGUUGUGGAAUGGGAAAUAAUUGAAGUGUAUUUAUUUAGUAAUGACUUAAUAUCAUGUUCUCAGAGGUGAUGCAUACGUGUGAAUAUCCACAUGCUUUGAUGUGUAGAAGCAUUACCCAGAUGUGUUGCUUGAUAAAGAAAUACAAAUAAAUGGCAUUUCUGUUGAGACAAGACGAUGUACACAAAUAUACAAAUGUCUUUAUAUCUGCUGAUCAUGUGGGGAAAUUAAAAAGUGUCAGUAUUUGAAAGAAAAACAUACUUGCUGGAAAAAGUCUUUCCAUCAAAGGGAAGGGGUGCCUUAGAGGGAAUCGCCUGUUGCAUUGCCUGAGAUAGACGCAAUCGACCUCCUGCAUGUAAAUGCACCUUCAUUUAUUCAAUUGAUUGUAACGCUCUGAAUUUGUUACCAUACCUUUGAAGGUUUACUGUUGGAUGUUAUUUCUUGAACAGCAUUGAUGUUAUAUCCUGCCAUGCACGUUUUGUUGCACAUCCUAUCAUUUUUAGACGGUAUUUUCCUCAUACAUCUUGGGUCCUCUUUCUUACCAAAGAAAACAUUGCUGUUUGUUUCCAGAUACAUUUCAGUGCUUUUAAAUGUUAUUAUUUUUGAAUGUCAGAUUGGAAGAUUAGGUGGUCACCACCUAGAAGCAGGCAUCCGUGCUAGUCAAAAUAAGUAAAUGCUGUUCGUGUGUUUCUGUAUGUUUUGAUGUUUUAUUAAAACCUGCACGAAACCAU
This is a messenger RNA of Gadus morhua (Atlantic cod), 4874 nucleotides long. RefSeq names its product tubulin tyrosine ligase (gene ttl). Gene Ontology annotation, cellular component: spindle microtubule. Gene Ontology annotation, biological process: microtubule cytoskeleton organization; protein modification process. The record is from RefSeq and is a predicted model, not a curated record. The coding region runs from base 449 to 1753 and encodes 434 amino acids. The transcript has 8 exons. Lineage: Eukaryota; Metazoa; Chordata; Actinopteri; Gadiformes; Gadidae. Gene Ontology annotation, molecular function: tubulin-tyrosine ligase activity.